UCAUCCCUCCAUCAUCCUGCAUCCCUCCAUCAUCCCACAUCCCUCCAUCACACCUCCAUCCCCACUUCGCCAUCCCAGUGCUGUAGCCCUCCUGGGGACCACACGGCCCCACUCAUGUCCCACAGCCAUCAGGGAGAGCUCUCUCCUGAUGAGCGCAGAUUGCUUUCAUCCAAACCCGAUUUUCUGGCAGGGUUUCAGGCAUCCCGGGGGGCUCUCCCGCCUUCUACCGAGCAGGGGGAAAGAUCUGAGCUGUUUUCUCUUAAUUGGUUUAAUUUAUUCAGCGGCGCAGAUGUAAAACAUUUUGUUAUUGGAGAUAAUUCCAGUUUUCUGAAGUCGGGAAUCAAAGGCGGCGGCUGCAGGUAGUUGACAGUGAGAUAAAUUGAACGGAGCACUUUAAAGGCGAAUCAAAGUGACGGGGUGGAACAAUGCCCGCAUUUGCAUGGAGCAGCUUUUCGCUGACGCCGAUAAUUCCGCCGUGUGCCGGCGCGUUCCCCGCACUCACUCCUUUCUCUCCCCCCCCCCUCCCCCCCCGGUGCGCGCCGUGCCCGCACCCAGGUCGGCUCCCACGGAUGUCCCCGAGGGCGAAGAGCGCCCGGUGUCGGUGUUGAGCAGCCUGAGCUAUAGGAAGCGGCCGAGCCUGAAGGACUCCAUAGGCGGCCGCGGGGACGAGCAGACGCUGUUCAGCGCGCUGAGCGAACGGGCGGCCUCCCCGGAGCGCGCUGCCCGCCGGGCGCGGGGCGCAGAGCACGAGGACCGGGCGGCCGUCAUCGCCCGCGCCUUCGCCGACGCCAGCGGCCGCGCUCGGCAGGGGCUGGGCAAGCGCUGGUCGCUGUCGGCUGGCGAUGGGGAGAAGGGCUCCGUCGCCUCCGCGCCGGUGAGCAGAGCCUCGUCGGCCUCGUGGCGCGCGCCGGAGGAUGGAGACGAAGGGGACGAGGCGUGCUCGGUGCUGAGCUUCGCCCUCUCCAGCCCCGGCAGCCUGCGGAGCCGGCGCAGCGGUGCCGGCGGUCGCCCCGAUUCGCGGCUUUCGCUCGCCCGCAGCCUCCUGGAUGAGGCGGAUGAAGCAUCCCGCGGGCAGCCCCCGCUGGGCCGCAGCUUCUCCGUGCCCCCGCGACCCCGCAGCGCCGCCUCCGAGGACGGUCCCCCCGGGGACGCCCGCCCGGUGGGGCACCGCUCCUACCUCGACCCCGACCUGGAGGCUGCCAUCCAGGAGGUGCUGAGCUACCGCUCUCCGCGGGCCGGGGGUCUCUCCAGCCCCGACUCCGGGGACGACGGGCGCAGCGUCCGCAGUGUGCGCAGCGUGCGCAGCGCGGCGCCGCUGGGUGCCGCCGACCGCCCCGGCAGCCUCCGCCGCUCCGCGUCCGCCCUCGAGGUGUCGCGUCCAUCCCGACGCUCCGGCCGCCGCCGCAGCAGCUCUUCCUCGGAGUCGUCCUCCUCCUCGGAGGAAGAGGAGGAGCGCAAGAGGAAGAGCGCCAAGAAGAAAUCCAAGAAAUCCAAAAAGAAAUCCAAGAAGAAGAAGAAAAAGUCAUCCUCCGAGUCGGGCUCAGAUUCCUCCUCCGAUUCCUCCUCCGGUUCCACCGUCUCCUACCGGAGCACCUCCAGUGUGAAGAAGGGCCCGCGGGCAGCCGGGGGGGAGGAGCCGGUGCGCCCCGACCGGGCCAGGAAGGAGGAGAAGAGGCGCAAGAAGCAGGUGGACAGCCUGAUGAUGAAGUACCUGUACCGGCCUGAGAGCGACUGAGGCAGGAGGUGGGAGCGGUGUGUGCCUGCAGCAUGACCCGAGUGUGCCACUAACCCCUAACCGUGCCCAGGCACCGUUCCGAGCAUCCCUGCUGAGGCCACACGGUGGUGGGAAUGCUGCUCCAUCCUUGUGCCGUGGGGUUGGACUCCGAGAAGUGCUAAUCCCGUCCUGGAGUGGCUGCAUGGAUCUCUGAUGGAAGUUUGGGGUGGGCAGAUGGGGCUGCGGCUCCGGGAGGAGCAGUGGUACUAACAGCACCCAGUGUGGGGUGCAGAUGUGGGAUGACAUGGGUGAGUAGAUGGAGUCGGAUGGUUAUUGGAGUGGUUACUCCAGUCCUGCACCCCAUCUGUGUGGGAAGGGGGCUGCAGUCAGCUCUCUGGCAUCCUGGCAGUAAGUGGUGAGUGGGUUCGGUUGCUUCCUAUGGCUUCUGUAGGAAAAGGGCUGGAGGAGGUGGAAAAAUCCUUUGGGAAUGCUGUUGGAUCACCAUCCCAGCCCUUGGCCAGGCUGUCGCAUUGCAGGGCACUGGCUCAGGGCUGGGACGCAUCUCCAUCCAGGACGUGCAGCCAUGGCCAGUCACCCAUUUGAGCCCAGACCCAAUGUUUUUUGGCACUGCCACCACUCAGUGCUGCUCUGUACCCAGCAGGAGGGCCGCGGCCCCAUUUCUCACAGGCAACCCAAGGAGACAACGCAGCCUCGAUGCGUCAGGACAGCAGUUCAGCACCUAACCCCUUUUUCUC
Molecule: messenger RNA, 2469 nt
Organism: Centrocercus urophasianus (Greater sage-grouse)
Lineage: Eukaryota; Metazoa; Chordata; Aves; Galliformes; Phasianidae
Product: nucleolar and coiled-body phosphoprotein 1-like
Exons: 1
Coding region: 440-1735 (431 amino acids)
Source: RefSeq, a predicted model, not a curated record